Molecule: messenger RNA, 817 nt
Organism: Racocetra persica
Lineage: Eukaryota; Fungi; Glomeromycota; Glomeromycetes; Diversisporales; Gigasporaceae
Source: the annotation of a GenBank genome assembly
AAUAGAAAUGAGAAACAAGUAAUAUCUACCAGAUUUAGAAAAAACUUUUUUGGUUCUAUGAAUUAUGAAGUAGAAAGUUUUUCUUUUGGUAUUGUUAAUUCUGAAUUUGGAACUAUUUUGGAUGUUAAUAGCUUUGAGCUGUCUGGUCCUGCAAAUUGUUGUUUGUUAUCUGAUUCUUUGAACUAUGAAGUGUCUGGUUCUUUAAACUAUGGAUUGUCUGGUCCUGUGAACUAUGAAUUGUCUGGUCUUGUGAACUAUGAAUUGUCUAGUCUUGUGAACCAUAAGUUGUUUGGUUUUUUGAACCAUGGGUUGUCUGGUUCUUCAAACUAUGAGUUAUCUGAGUCUUUGAACCAUGAGUUAUCUAAUUUUUUGAACUAUAAGUUAUCUAAUCCUUUGAACUAUAGAUUGUUUGGUCCUGUAAACUAUAGAUUGUCUGGUCCUGUGAACUAUAGAUUGUUUAGUCUUGUAAACUAUGAAUUGUCUAGUCCUGCGAGUUAUAAAUUGUCUGUGGAGUUGCCUAGUUCUACAAAUUUGGAGUUGUCUAGUUUUAUGAAUUUGAAAGUACCUAGUUUUACAAAUUUGGAAUUGUCUGGUUCUACAAAUUUGAAGUUGUCUGGUUUUACGAAUUUGAAGUUGCCUGGUUCUACAAAUUUGGAAUUGCCUGGUUCUAUAAAUUUGAAGUUAAAUCUUACGAAUCUGGAGUUGUCUGGUUUUAUGAAUUCUAAGUUGCCAAGUUCUAUAAAUUCUAAGUUGCUUGAUUCUGAGGAAUUUGAAGGGAACAAUAAUUUGUCUGACUUUGAAAAUUUGGAGAUGGAUA